GUUAUUUGGAUGUACUGCAUAAAGAGAAGAUAUUGGCUCUGUAAUUAUCAUAGUACUGAAACUCAGUGAGGAAAUACUGCAUAUAAGUGUUCCCAUUUUAUCAGGAUUGCACACUAGGAUAAUGGCACAAUCAGUAUCUACAAUCAUGGAAUCAUGUUUACUUAUCAAAUUAACAGCCUUGAUGGGCCAUUUUAUGUUAAAAUAACUAUCAAAAUCAAGAGGCUAGAAUUUCUAAACAAUAAUAGAAUGGAUUCUGAUUAAGGGAUUAAAAGAUUAUUACACUAAAUGUAAAUGAGGAGAUUUAAAGAUUAGAAUGACUUCCUUUUCAAGCAGAAGAAGCUUGGCUGGGUCUGUUGACCUUUUUAACAAAAGUCCAUUAAGACGGGGUUCUCUGAACAGAACUUCUAUAUCUCUAUUUACACGAUCCCUUAGUCUGAGGAACUCAUUAUUCAACACUAACACCCAAGAACCUGAGCCAUCAGUUGCAUCUGUACCAAGAAAUGAAAACUGGAACAGUGUUCAGGUGGCUGUGCUACAAUUAUUUCAGAAACAGAGGCUUACUGAUGGGGAAUUGGCCAAUCUUUAUAACAAUGUUAGAAAUCUGGUGAAUUCAAAAGUAGGACCAUAUGUAUAUGACUAUUAUAAGAAUGAAUUAUUGAAAAGAUCAUUAGCAGAUAUGAGAGACUUUGUUCAUGGAGAUGACAAAAAUGACAAUGAUACUGAAUUACUUGAAAGACUAGGUGAUUCUUGGGACUAUUUCUUUAGAGAAAUCCUUCCACUACUUCAGGCUAUUCUACAUCCGAUAGAGAUAAAGAAAUACUCAGUUCGUCAAGCCACUUUAUUAGAAUUUAGAGAUACGGUUCUUUUCAACUCAAAUUUAGAAGUGUAUCUGGAAUCUGAGGAACCAUUACUGAUAUCAUCUGCCUUGAAACAGAUGCUGCUGGUGCUACAGGCAAUACCAGAUGGGUCCCCACCAAGUGAAAAUUACAAGAGACUAGAAAGACUUACUGCAAAAUAUAUUGUGCCAUAUCUGGGACUUCAAGGUCUCUACAUUGGUAAAAUUGAUCCUGAAUUUCCAGCACUUGUUAAUGCUUACUAUGCUGCCAGUGAAGAUGAGGUAAACCUACAAAACCCCAGUUCUCAAAGUGAAUAUUCCAAAAGUACAAGCAAUCUACUACUGACACAUAUGAGGCAGAAUAGUCAGCCGAAUCCAGCUAAACAUAUGCUUAAACCAGUCAUUGAAAAUGAUAACAUUGAGCGGAGACACAGUAUAAGUACAGUUGAGGAAUGUGCAUCAAAAGAGAAGUUUACAAUGUAAUAUUCUUAGACAAAUGGUAUUUUUCAAAAAGCUGAUGAACACAUGUCAAGAAGUGACCAGAGAUGCUUCAUUUAAGUGAGAAAUGAUCACCAAAUAUCCACAUAGCAAACAUUGCAAACUGUAAUUGCACAUUUUGUAUCUUCAGAGAUAAUGGAGCACUGCCAUCUAUAUUUGACUGCUGCACAUGGUAGGAUUCUUAAUCUCUCUUUCAAAGAAAGAUAUUAGGAAUCCUCAAUUGUAUAUCAAACCUGAUCUAUAAUGACUGACUGACUUCAUACAGAACCCUUCAUUUGGGACUAUAAACACUUUCAAAAAUAUUUCUGCAAUAAAAGAUAAACAAAACAUUUAUUUUAUA
This is a messenger RNA of Owenia fusiformis, 1673 nucleotides long. NCBI's taxonomy places the organism in Eukaryota, Metazoa, Annelida, Polychaeta, Sabellida, Oweniidae. The record is from the annotation of a GenBank genome assembly.